This is a messenger RNA of Acanthoscelides obtectus, 4852 nucleotides long. The record is from the annotation of a GenBank genome assembly. NCBI's taxonomy places the organism in Eukaryota, Metazoa, Arthropoda, Insecta, Coleoptera, Chrysomelidae.
UGGUAAGCGGUAAGUAAAUAGUAAAUUAGUAAAUGACUGUGACAUAAGUUUUACAAAAGAAAAAACUGGAAUGAAAAGUAUUUGUUAGCCAAAAUUUGAGAAUCGAGUUUAUUCAUACAUCAAGGAACAAAACAUAAAGCUUUGCUUAAGUCAGAAUGGAAGUGGAUGAUGAGUCCACAGCAUAUUUAAAAUACCUUAAUGAUCCAACAGCAUCUAGUAAUUACCUACUCAGCAACAACAUUGAACUGACCGAUUCUUUCCCGUUAUCAGAAAUAGACAGUGCAGACUGGCCAAGUGAAACUUUUCCUGUUUUGUUGAGCACCUCGUUGAUAACAGACAAUACAAAUGCUGAAGGUGUCAAUGAGAACAUUAAUAUUCAGUUGUUCAAUGAAGAAGAGACUGUGAUUCAGCAAAAUGCUGCCAAUAAAGAAAUCAUCCUUGGCAAUGUGAAUGCAGAUGGCAUAGAUGCCAAUUCUUCUAGCAGUCAGGGGCAUAUUCUGGUCCAGCAGUCCAAUAGCCAGGUGCAAAACUCUGUACCAGUUACAGGAAAUUUGAUUAACAAUGGGUUUUAUGUAACACAAACAGGCAAUGUAAAUAAAAGAAAAAAUGUGAUUCAACUUUUGAAUACAGAUGGAAGUAUUAUAACUAUAGAUAAAUCUGUUUUGAGUUCAUUAAAGCUUUCAUGGAAGACAGAUCAACAAUCAUACAUAAAGAAGGAUUACGAGUCACAUUAUACUUCAAUAAUAGCACACAAAUGUAAACUAUGUAAGUGCUUUUGUGAGACUGAUGAAGAGAUUAGAAAUCAUUUGGAUGAGGCACAUUCUGAACUGUUUCAGAAAGACACAUCUACUCCAAAACCAAAUGGUCAGAAUUCACUCUUGAAGUCCAAACAUUCUCCUGAUAAGAAUUUGAUAUUUUUGUGCAGCUUGUGUAGGUUGGCAUAUAGGGAUAAGACACUUUUGAGACAGCAUAUGAUAAAGGAGCAUCAGUUGAUUCAGCAUGAUAAUCAAACUAAAGUUGGUGAACAAGUUGUAACUAAGUCAAAUGAGAAUGGUAAAUGUUCUUUGAGGAAUCUUUCUGGUUUCUUAAUCAAGCAACAAGAGAAGAAUAGGAAAAAAGUGAAAUGUUCCAUAAAAAAAUGUCAUGUGAGGGUAGGUAGUGAUGAAAUAAGGGAAAGGCAUGAACAGUACCAUGUUGGUAAUAAUGCGAGACAAUUUAAGUGUUUGGAAUGUGAGGAAAAAUUUAGCAUGUGGAGAGUAUGCAUGAAUCACUUGUGGAAAUGCCACAAGAUUGACAUUGGCAUGUUGGUUUGCCCUAUGUGCAACAAGUUCAAGUCAAAUACCAGCAUGAGAAUGCUCAAUCAUAUGGCAACUCAUGAUGAUGAAAAACCAUUUCUGUGUAGUGAAUGUGGAAAUGGUUUCAAGACAUUGACUCAAGUGAAGAACCAUGAGAUUCUCCAUAGGAAACCGGAUGAGGAACUCCCAAACUGGUACACGGCCAAGCAUUGUACUAUCUGCAAUAAAUAUUUUGCACAUUCCAAAUCGUAUAAGAAACAUGUACAGUCAGUUCAUGAGAAGUUUAAACCAUUCAUAUGCAAUAUAUGUGGCCACAAGACUGCUAGGAAGGCAAUGCUAGAGUUGCAUUUGAGGCAGCACACAGGUGAAAAGCCGUAUAAGUGUUCGCACUGUGAAUAUAGAACCGGAGAUCAUAAUUGCUUAAGGAAACAUGAAAUGAAACACAUGGGGCUAGUGAAAUAUAAAUGUCCACUCUGUAACUACACAUCUAUUCAGAGUGGAUCAUAUAAAAAUCACAUGAAAACUCGACAUCCUGGAAAGAGUGCUGUAUAUGCCUGUACUUCCUGCAACUUCCAGUGCAUAAAUUUCGAAAGUUAUGCAGCGCAUCUACGGCGACACAAAAUCGUUAUAGAAAAGACUGUUGAUAACGAUCAAGGAGAGAUAAAUGAACAGAAUCCUGAUGAACCGUCAGAAAUGGCUGACAAUGAAGAUGAUGAGACACAAAACUGUAUAUUUAGUAAUGAAGCUCCAGUGGAAGAAACUGUCGAUACUGGUGGCAUCACUAUACCUGCAGAAGUGGAGAUUCCUACAACCAUUGCUAUAACUUAACUGUAAUAAAAUGGACUUUUAUCAUGAAGAUAACUAACUCAGUACUAUAUUCGCGCUACCAAAAAAUUAUCCGGAAUAAUCAGGAAUCUGAUUUGAAAAGGAUGGUGUCUCAUAGAUGAUGCUGUAGCCAACUAUACAGUGCUUUUCUUUAAUGUCCCCCUCCCCUUCGAUUUUUUGAACGGAUGAAUUCAAAAAAUUAAAACUUGAAGUAAUGAAAUUGAUGGGUAGAUAGCAUAUUUUAGAGUAAAAUUGACAGAUGAAAAUGUCAAGAUGGCCGCUGGGCGUAAUAACAGACGGUCCAUAAUUUCGCGUCGAACAUUUUCAAACAUAGUAGCAUCGAUAUUUCUACAAAUAUUUGUUAUUCUCAGCGGUAUAUCCAAUAUUGAAAAAAAGAUCAAAAUUAAUAACAAUGAACUGGAACAGGUAAAUGUCUAUAAAUAUCUUGGAGUUAUGAUACAGCGUGAAGGCAGUAUGGAAGCUGAAUUAAGUGAAAGAAUUAAUAAAGCUGUAAAGACAUAUCAUACAAUGAGCAAAGUCUUCCUUAGAAACAAGAAAAUUAGUAGGAAAUCAAAGAUGAUGGUUUACAAGACCAUAUUUAUACCAACAUUAAUUUAUGGUAGCGAAGGUUGGGUGCUAACAAACAGAUUAAAGAGCAAGAUUCAGGCAGUAGAUAUGAAAUUUUUUAGGAAAGUCACAAGAAUAACUAGAAGAGACAAAAUCAGAAAUGAUAUAGUAAGGGCAGAACUGGGAGUAGAAUCAAUCUCGCAUAGAGUUGAAGUACAACAAUUAAGAUGGUUUGGACACCUGAACCGCAUGAAGGAAAGUAGACCAGCUAAACGGGUGUGGGAAGCAAGAGUUCAAAGAAAAGGAAUACGAGAAAGAAAUGGAACGAUGAGGUGGUAGUGGCACUGGCACAUAGGGGACUAAACUGGAAAGAUGCAGUGAAGCUAACAAAAAGCAGUGGGCUGCAAUGAUAUAUUCAACACAAGUUUGAGCGGGAAGUAGAUUUAUAUUAUACUAUUUUAUACACCUCACACCUUUGGGUAGAUAGGAUUUUGAUUAUAUAUACAUUAUAUACAUAUAUCCAAUAUUGAAGCAGGUUCAGUUUCAUACACCUUUUGCUUCAAAUAGACCCAUAACAAAAGUCUAAAGGUGUCAAAUCUGGCGAGCGAGCUGGCCAUUCCACAGGACCUCGAUGGCCAAUCCAACGACCGGGGAAAUUAUCUAAAUAAUUCCGAACUUGUCUGUAGUAGCGUGGUGGAGCACCAUCUUGCUAGAAUAUAAUAUCAGUAUCGAAUUCAUUAGGAUUCGCUUCGACGAUUUCGGUGAUUAGAGGGUCAAUAGUAUUUUCCAGCAUAUCCAAAUACAGUUCCCUGGUUAAAGUUUGUUCGAUGAAUAGAGGCCCCGCAAUAUGAUUUCCAAUAUCCCAGCCAGAUAUUGAGUAUGAGUUUCCCGGAAGACGUGAGGAUUGGUGUCACUCCAAUAACUACAAUUUUGUCUAUGCACAUUAUUGUUGGGAAAAAAUGUACAUUCAUCACUAAAAUAAAUAUUUUGGAUAUAGGUAGGAUACAGUAGAAGGACAAACCUUACAUACACUUGCGAUGGAGGAAGUAGACUGUUGGGGAUUUACUAUGAUCUCACCAAUUAUUUGAAGUUGCUUGUCUUCUGGGAUGGUCGGAUGACCUAUGGGCUUUUUGUUGUUCACACUACCAGUAGCUGUAAAUUUAGAUACAAGUUCCCUUAAAUAUUUUCUACAGAUAGGACGAUUCGGGAAACGAUCAUUAAAAAUCCAUUCGGUCUCGUGAAAGUUACGCGUCGCACCAUAAAUAAAAAUUGCUUCGAUUUUUUCUUCCAAUGGACGAGAAUUGACCAUUAUAAAAAUAGUUCAAACAGUAUCUAACACUAAAACCGAAAACUAAAUAAGAAAAUUUUAACUGUACUGAUAUUCUUGUCACUGUCAACCAAAAAUAACAAAACAAGUUUUUAUUGCUGUUGCUGUGGAUAAGGCAGGGAAUUAAAAUUAUUUGUAAACAUAUGCAUGUUAGUGGGUUUGUGUUCAAGUAAUUAUUAAAUGUACCACCAUUUUGUAGUAGGUAAAGGUAUUGACUUUAUAUUUUACGGUUAUAAAGUACUCGUCAGGAGCUUCAAAAUGAUGUGCCACAAGACCCCCGUUUUAAUAAUUUUUUUCCAAGAUGGCGUCCAGCGGCCAUCUUGAGAUUUCCAUCUGUCAAUUUUACUCUAAAAUAUGGUAUCCACGCAUCAAUUUCAUUACCUCGAGUUUCAAUUUUUAGAAUUGACCCGUUCAAAAAAUCAAAGGGGAGGGGAAGAUCAAAGAAAAGCACUGUAUAAGAACUUAUAGCUAGAGCGUCAUCCAUGAGACACGAACCUUUUCAAACCAGACUUCUAAUUAUUGCAGAGAGGAGAAAGAUGGCUAUGACAAAUUCUCAUAGAUGAUGUUACAGUAUCCCAAUUCAUCUCCGAUUCUUUUUUUCGGGCACGCGAGCUAAAAGUAUUGGAUUGGGUAUUUUUAGGUGGAAUACGUUAAGGAAUGCUUUUAUAGUGAUGUUGCUAUGACUGCAUUUUGUGAUAUUUAGCUCUGCCAUGUUGUUAUCCUAGGCUAUUUUUUUUUGAUAGUUACCAUCAACUUUACUGUUAAUAGUUGAAUUUUAUAAACACUUCAUUAUUUGUUGAUAUAUUAUUUUAUUAAACUUACAUUUACAAAAACAAAA